AUGGCUAUGCAUAAUUCUUCUGCUACUGACAAUGAACAUGACAGCGACAUAACGAUUAUAAAUUCGUUAUUAUCAACUAAUUUGGAUGAUGCAUCAACAAAUGUUUAUAUACCUGUGCUGAAAAAUUCACAACAAACUAAUGAAUCAUCCAAUACAACUCAACCAAUAACAUCAAAUGUUGUAUAUGAUCAAAAUAAUCAAACAAAUUCUGAUAGUAGCCAUGAUUAUAUAUUUAUUCAACAUGAUUUACAAGAAACUACUAAACAACUUGAACAAAUUUUAUAUUAUUAUCAACAAGACCUUACACAAGAAUCUAAUACAUCAUUUGAUUGUAAUCGGAACUUAAUUACACGUCUUGUUGAUCUCAUUCGACCAGUAUAUUCUUUAAAUCAAGAAAAAAUGAAAAAUUUAAAUACAUUAGUUGAUGACAUAUCAGACUUACAUGAUAAGAGAAUUGUUGAACAAAAAGAAAAAAAUGAACAAUUUCACCUUGAAAUUUCACAUUUAAAAAAAUUGAUAGUAACAUCAGAAAAUGAAGAUAAUACUAGUAGAAAAAUCUAUCGAAUAAAUUCAUUAGUUGAUUAUGAAGAAUGGAUGGAACUAGAAGAGGAAACAAAAAAACUUCACAAAUUAGUUGAACAUCAACAAAAUCAAAUCAAUGAACUUAACAAAUUGAUAUCACAAGAAGGUGAAUAUGAAAAAACAGUUAAAAAUGAAAAACACCAUACAACUACUUAUUCAAUACGUCCAUUAACUCGAGAAUUACAAAAUAAUAUUAAAACAAAAUGUUGUGUAUGUGAUUAUGAAUAUUCAAAUACAUGUAACGAAACUGAAAUACAGAAUCAUGUUAAAAAUUGUUUAUCUACAAUAAGUCUUGAUAAUCUUAAUGUUUCUAUCGAACGAAUACAAUUGGAAUGUCCAUUUUGUGAUAAAAAAUUAUUAAACAAUGGUGAUAUAGCUGAUCUUGAACAUUUGACAAUAUGUUGUAGUCAAUUGCAUGUAUAA
This is a messenger RNA of Rotaria sp. Silwood1, 1005 nucleotides long. Lineage: Eukaryota; Metazoa; Rotifera; Eurotatoria; Philodinida; Philodinidae. The record is from the annotation of a GenBank genome assembly.